This is a messenger RNA of Closterium sp. Naga37s-1, 2622 nucleotides long. NCBI's taxonomy places the organism in Eukaryota, Viridiplantae, Streptophyta, Zygnematophyceae, Desmidiales, Closteriaceae. The record is from the annotation of a GenBank genome assembly.
AUGACUGACCCAGAUUGUAAUGUCUCGUGUGGCGCUCAGCUGGCAUGUAGCUGUAAUGUACGUUCGAAGCGCACGGAUCAAGCGCACGGAUCGGGCGCUCGACUCACAUGUACGUUCCACGCACCCGCUUCCGCCCGUCGCACUCCCUUCCGCACGCCUGCACUCCCUUCCGCACGUCGCACUCUCUUACGCCCAUCAAACUCCCUCCCGCCGUCGCCCUACUGCCCGUCGCUCUCCCUAGCGCACGUCGCACUCACUUCCGCCGACGCUCCCUUCCGCCCGUCACCUUCCCUUCCGCCCGUCGCACUCACUUCCGCCGUCGCCAUCCCUUCCGCCCGUCGCCCGUCACCUUCCCUUCCGCCCGUCGCCCUCCCUUCCGCCCGUCGCCCUCCCUUCCGCCGUCGCCAUAGAUUCCGCCCGUCGCUCGUCGCCAUGCCUUCCGCCCGUCGCCCUCCCUUCCGCCCGUCGCCCUCCCUUCCGCCGUCGCCAUCCCUUCCGCCCGUCACCCUCCCUUCGUCUCGUCGCCCUCCCUUCCUCCCAUUGCCCUCCCGACCACCCGCCGCCCUACCUUCCCCUCGUCGCGCUCCCUUCCGCCCGUUGCCCCCCUUUGUCUCGUCGCGCUCCCUGCUGCUCAUCGCCCUCCCUCCUGCUCGUCCCCUCGCAAUCCCCGUAUCUCUCUCCCCUCGUCGCCCUGGCACUUCCGUCACUGUCGCCAUCCCUCCCAUCUCCCUUCCCACCUCAUUUGGGCCAGUCACGCCCCCUUUCCAACCAACACACACGGUGGCCCUUCCCCUAAUGAUCGCCUUUCACCACCACACCGCUUACCUCUCUCCUUCCCCACACCACCUUUGGCCUUCCUCCCCCAAUCCCCUUCCCUGCUUCCCCGUGUCCCUUUCCCUGCUUCCCCCCAUCCCCUUCCCUGCUUCCCCGUGUCCCUUUCCCUUCCUCCCCCCAUCCCCUUCCCUGCUUCCCCAUGUCCCUUUACAAGCUUCCCCCCAUCCUCUUCCCUGCUUCCCUCCAUCCCCUUCCCUGCUUUCCCAUGUGUCUUCCCUUCCUCCCCCCAUCCCCUUCCCUGCUUCCCCCCAUCCCCUUCCCUUCUUCCCCCCAUCCCCUUCCUUUAUGUUCCCCCCAUCCCCUUCCCUGCUUCCCCAUGUCCCCUUCCCUUCCUCCCCCCAUCCCCUUCCCUGCUUCCCCAUGUCCCUUUCCCUGCUUCCCCCCAUCCCCUUCCCUGCUUCCCCCCAUCCCCUUCCCUGCUUCCCCGUGUCCCUUUCCCUUCCUCCCCCCAUCCCCUUCCCUGCUUCCCCAUGUCCCUUUACAAGCUUCCCCCCAUCCUCUUCCUUGCUUCCCUUCAUCCCCUUCCCUGCUUUCCCAUGUGUCUUCCCUUCCUCCCCCCAUCCCCUUCCCUGCUUCCCCAUGUCCCUUUACAAGCUUCCCCCCAUCCUCUUCCUUGCUUCCAUCCAUCCCCUUCCCUGCUUUCCCAUGUGUCUUCCCUUCCUCCCCCCAUCCCCUUCCCUGCUUCCCCAUUCCCCCUUCCCUGCUUUCCCAUGUCCCCUUCCCUUCCUCCCCCCAUCCCCUUCCCUGCUUCCCCGUGUCCCUUUCCCUGCUUCCCCCCAUCCCCUUCCCUGCUCCCCCCCAUCCCCUCCCCUGCUUCCCCGUGUCCCUUUCCCUUCCUCCCCCCAUCCCCUUCCCUGCUUCCCCAUGUCCCUUUACAAGCUUCCCCCCAUCCUCUUCCCUGCUUCCCUCCCCUUCCCUGCUUUCCCAUGUGUCUUCCCUUCCUCCCCCCAUCCCCUUCCCUGCUUCCCCAUGUCCCUUUCCCUGCUUCCCCCCAUCCCCUUCCCUGCUUCCCCCCAUCCCCUGCCCUUCAUCCCCCCAUCCCCUUCCGUGCUUCCCCGUGUCCCUUUCCCUGCUUCCCCAUGUCCCCUUCCCUGCUUCCCCCCGUCCCCUUCCCUGCUUCCCCCCAUCCCCUUCCCUGCUUCCCCGUGUCCCUUUCCCUGCUUCCCCCCAUCCCCUUCCCUGCUUCCCCGUGUCCCUUUCCCUGCUUCCCCCUAUCUCCUUCCCUUCUUCCUCCCAUCCCCUUCCCUUAUUUUCCCCCCAUCCCCGUCCCGCCUUCCCCAUGUCCCCUUCCCUGCUUCCCCGUGUCCCUUUCCCUGCUUCCCCCCAUCCCCUUCCCUUCCUCCCCCCAUCCCCUUCCCUGCUUCCCCGUGUCCCUUUCCCUGCUUCCCCCCAUCCCCUUCCCUGCUCCCCCCCAUCCCCUCCCCUGCUUCCCCGUGUCCCUUUCCCUUCCUCCCCCCAUCCCCUUCCCUGCUUCCCCAUGUCCCUUUACAAGCUUCCCCCCAUCCUCUUCCCUGCUUCCCUCCAUCCCCUUCCCUGCUUUCCCAUGUGUCUUCCCUUCCUCCCCCCAUCCCCUUCCCUGCUUCCCCAUGUCCCUUUCCCUGCUUCCCCCCAUCCCCUUCCCUGCUUCCCCCCAUCCCCUGCCCUUCAUCCCCCCAUCCCCUUCCGUGCUUCCCUGUGUCCCUUUCCCUGCUUCCCCAUGUCCCCUUCCCUGCUUCCCCCCGUCCCCUGCACAUGUAUCGGUCUGAACACGUCGUGUCAAUGAAGACGCUUGAUCUGAUGCAUUUCUAG